AACAGCGUACGGGGUUGUGAGACGGUGGGAGGCUAGUCGGCUAGCUAGUUAGUGGAUAGUCACCAUCGGGUUGAUGAAUAAUUAAUAGUCUUUCACGUUAAAAAUUAAGCCGUCGGCUUUUGAUUUGUGACCCGCGGUCUCCACUGGGCGCCUGCCCGUCUGACGGGGUUAGCCGCCUAGCAUGGCUAGCGCCUGCUGCCUGUAGUCUGCCUUUGAGCAGAUUAGCAUGCUAACGAGCUACUGAAACAAACGUGUUAAUCUUCACACCCGAGUUAUCCGGAUAAUAUUUAUUGCAAACCAUCCGCACGCAAGCUCAGCAGCACGAUGGGAGCGGUUACUGGUUAGUCGUUGUUGGAUAAACGUCUCUUCAUUCGGAAUGGAUGAAUGCUAACAGCUGGACGAGGGCUGGAGUUGACUGUGCGGAGUGUGUUGGACAACACCGAGCGGUUGUUCUCAGCAGCCCUGGUCCUCCAGGCCGGGACACGGUGGAGCUCCACGCCGCCUGUCAGGCCCAGAACCUGCACUGAGAUGACAUGCAGCGGACAGAAGGGCCAUUCCGCAUCCCGAGUCCCGUUAACCCGUGAUAAACAGACGGCCGUCCUCCUCCUCUAUGGAUGUGUGCAGCAGUAACCCGAACCGCACAGCACCGGUCAGCGAGGAAGGCCCACAACGAGCAGAUGUCCCCCUCUGCUCUCGAACCAACGGCUGGAGCUGGCCGCCACAUCCCUUCCAGAUGCUGGCAUGGCUGCUCUAUGCCUACUUCGCCAUCACCGGCUUCGGCGUGUUCGUCCCCCUGCUGCCUGCACACUGGAUCCCCGCCGGAUAUAUCUGCACGGGCAUCAUGUUCGUCUGUCAUCUGUGCGUCCAUGUGAUGGCUGUGUCCAUCGACCCGGCCGACUUCAACGUUAGAACCAAAACCAACAAAGGCCCAGUACCGGUGUUCGACCGCUCCAAACACGCUCAUGUCAUCGAGAACUGCCACUGCUAUCUCUGCCAGGUGGACGUGGGGCCCAAGUCAAAGCACUGCAGUGUGUGUAACAAGUGUGUCGCCAACUUCGACCAUCACUGCCGAUGGCUCAACAACUGUGUGGGGAGCAGGAACUACAAGCUCUUCCUCCACAGUGUGAUCUCAGCUUUGUUGGGCGUCUGUCUCGUCCUCAGCAUUGCCUUCUACGUCUUCAUCGAGUUCUUCUUGGACCCAUCCAAACUUCGCACUGACAAACACUUUCAAGUGCGUAAUGAGACAGCCGUGUGGUUUCUCUUCCUUCCGGUGGCACCGGUCAGAGCGACAGGGGCCGUGAUUCCAGGCCUCGCCGCCGUCACCAUUGCUCUGGGUCUGCUGUCGUCCAUCCUGCUGUGUCACCUGCUCUGCUUUCACAUCUACCUGAUGUGGAACAGACUCAGCACCUAUGAGUACAUCGUACGACAGCGCCACCGUUUGGACAACAGAGACAGCCGUAAAGGAGGGUCGGUGAAGGAAGCUGCUGUCCCUUCAGUGAACCUCAUGAAGCAGGAGGUGAACUAUUCAGGGACGCUGGGCUACACCAACCCUGAGCUGCAGGUGGAGGAACCCACCACCGUGGCUGCACGAGGAGACACAGAGUUUAUGGCCAACGGUAGAGUGAGGACGGUGUCUAGUCCAGUCGUGGAAGAGGAAGCCCCACCCACCAUCUCCACAGAACUGAAGGCAGCAGCACACACACACCGCCGCACACAGAAAAAAAAGAAGAAGGUCCGUAAAGUGCCAGCUGAGGUGACUAGGGAGCACUGCCCAAGUACAGGCCCGACCGAGCUCACCAAUGUGUCGACCGUGUCCCUGGGCCAGCGACUUCCCUUCCCAUCAUUCCCCCUGAGGGCCUCCCUGCCCCCCCUGGCCUCCGGCUCGGUCCCUGUCCAGGCCGCCGCGCCCCCUGCUGAGUACAACUCAGAGUCCGCCGAGUCUCUGGAGGAGAUCCCGGUGGCUCUGGCCAAACUGGGCUCCUCAUCCUCUGCCGCCGCAGCCAGUGGCGAUGCCUCCACAUCACACAGAGCCAUCCCAGCAUUCCCCCUGCCCUCCCCCCAACCCAGGACUAAGAGGAAGGUCUCUUCACGGGGCAAUAAGGGCACGGGGGAGCUGAGGUUUGAGAUGGCCUCCACACAUCCUCCGACUGUGUUUGUCAGCAGAGCCAGCGGCGACACGUCGGAGCCACGAGACGAGGUCUUCAGCCUGAGCAGGAGGAUACCGGGGUCCAGAACCGGGUCAAGACCGGGGUCCAGGACGUCGCUGGGCUCGGCGGCAGCGUCCUGGAUGGAGCGGUAACCUUCACUGACUGAAACAAAUAAAGUGUGUUUGUCCUUUCUACAAUCACCUGAAGCCAUGCACAACAAGCUUUUAUUUUUUUGUAUUUCUGUGUGUAUUUAUUAUGUUGACAAAGAAUUUUUAAUUUUAAAUGCCAAAGGUGAAAUCUUGUGCACAAUCUUUGUAAAUGAAGGAAUAUGUUAAUUUCUACAGUGAAUGGACUGGAUUUUGCAGAAGUGCGAAGUAGCUAAGUAUAAAUACUUCAUCACUGUAUUUAGGUAGAUUUUUCAGGUAUCUGUUUUUGACUUGAAUAUUUAUUUUUCUGACACCUUCUCCCUUUCUCUCCAUCCAAUUUAUUAUAAUAUCUGUAUGUUGUACUCUUCAAAUUUUCUUUACUUUUCAUGCACUUGAGGGAAGUAAUUGAUUAUUUAUGUUUUGUAUCAUCGCUCGCCUUGGUGUAUCCAUCUGUAAAAACAGAACAAGGAAUCAGUGACAUGAAACAGAUGUAACAAGACUGAACGAUGUAAAAUCUAACAAGACAAACACCAGACGUGAAGGGGAGAGUGGACUGCAGACAAAAUGUGUCAUACUGUUUCACAUUCAGUUGCUGUCAUUGAAAACUGAUUUACUACUUUUACUACUUUCUACUUUUACUUUUUGACUUUGACAACAUUUCAGAGCCUGUACUUUUUCACUUUUACUGCAGUAAAGAUGUUUAAUCAGUA
Molecule: messenger RNA, 3003 nt
Organism: Sphaeramia orbicularis (orbiculate cardinalfish)
Lineage: Eukaryota; Metazoa; Chordata; Actinopteri; Kurtiformes; Apogonidae
Gene: zdhhc1
Product: zDHHC palmitoyltransferase 1
Exons: 11
Coding region: 611-2299 (562 amino acids)
Biological process (GO): protein targeting to membrane; peptidyl-L-cysteine S-palmitoylation
Cellular component (GO): Golgi apparatus; endoplasmic reticulum
Molecular function (GO): protein-cysteine S-palmitoyltransferase activity
Source: RefSeq, a predicted model, not a curated record